Paramuricea clavata is the source of this 1701-nucleotide messenger RNA. NCBI's taxonomy places the organism in Eukaryota, Metazoa, Cnidaria, Anthozoa, Malacalcyonacea, Plexauridae. The record is from the annotation of a GenBank genome assembly.
AUGACAAUUCUGAACAUCGCCGUAGAAAGCGUGGCUUUGUACAAAGUGACGAGGUGUCGAGACAAAAUUCUUCAUGGUUGCAGUUUUCGGAAAACGUCAGAAAGAACAAUUGCAGAUUGUCUUGCAAAGUGUCUGAUGAAUUGUACAUGUAGAUCAUUUCAGAUGUGUGGUGAUGAUAAAACCUGCAGUUUAUGUUUGUCGUAUAACAGUUCCAUGGUUAUAGAAAAUGUAAAGGGAUCAUGUGGAUAUUUUGCCUUAGAAAGGAACCAAGAACAGGUUUGGAAUGUCUGGUUUUACAUUCCCUGCGAGCAGACGCACUCGCAUUAUUAGCUUUUACAGUAGGAGUUUAGCUUAGUUUACAAUUUGAUAACCAUUAUAUAUUGACAUGAUUAUUCUAAAGGCUGCUUUACGCCACACAACUCUUGCCUAAAACAGUCGCAUGCAACCUGCAAAUGCAGGUGAGUCGUAAAGAGGUUUCAUACGACAGUUUUAGGCAAAUGUAAUUCCGUAUAACUGCCCGUGCCACUCGAAUGCGACCGCAAUGGAAAACGACUUUAAUGCAGUCUCUGGACCUUUUAACUACUGGUAGAUUAUCAUAACCGCAAACUAUUAAAUACAAAGAACCUAAGAAGCGAAUUAAGUCUUAGGAAUGCCGUUGUCGCUCGGAUACAAAAUAGUUCUAAUUUGGAAACGCCAAUUGUUGUCACGCUAUCCAAACACUCAUCCAUUUUUACUUAAAUAAACGUUUAUGCAAAUUGAUCUUGAAUAAAAAGAUGAAGGCGUAAAAUUGUAGAACUGCUAUAAAAUUCUGAUGUAUGAUCUGAUGCUGUAGCAGUUCAUUCUGAUUCAAUUUUUUGUUAUUAUAAAUUUUAGAACGGUGCGAUGGUUCAAAAGAGUUGCUUUCGAAAUACAAACUGUUGUCUGACAUCAGGACCUUGCCUUCAUAAUGGACGUUGUAAACCUAGUUACUCAUCUGAUAUCUUGCACUCGCCCCGUUUCACAUGUGUCUGUGCCCCUGGUUACCGUGGAAACCGCUGUGAACAGCCAAUCAAAUCGUGUCAUGGUUACAUUGGCGGUACCGCAGACCACGCCCCAGCGUCAGGUAAAUACACAAUUAUUGAUGACAUGGACAAACCCUUCCUGGUUUUUUGCGAUUUCAACUGGACUUUUGACGGAGCAAUCAUGUCUUGGACACUCAUUCAAUCCUACCAAUUAAAAAACAAGGACGAGUUUCAGCUGAAAUCGUUUUAUAUAGACCAUCCUAAAAAUGAAGAAACUCCCCAAUGGGAGUCUUAUCGUCUUUCAAUAUUCAAAAUGAAGUCCAUACAGAAAGAUUCCUCAAAAUGGCGAAUGACGUGUCGAUAUGAAACUGACGGUCUAAACUAUACAGAUUACAUGGAAGGCUUGAAAACCAAGGUCGAUAUACUUAGCUUUCGUGAAAAUGGAUGCAAGGAGGUUGAAUUUAUAAAUGUACGCGGUUAUAAUUGCACACAUUGUGAGGCUAUGCUGAAACAAAAUAAAAAUCGAUCAUUUCACCACGAUUCUUUGCACAGCUUUGAAGACUGCCCGUUCAAGCCCCUAAACAGCAUAAAAUGCGAUGGGCGUAGGGAAGAUAACUUCGGUUUGUACAAGUGCAUCAAUCCAAUCCACCGCUGUUCUAUGGAUGAGGAGUCCACCUCUCAAACGUGGCUAGGCUCUUGA